Messenger RNA from Cladocopium goreaui, 756 nucleotides. NCBI's taxonomy places the organism in Eukaryota, Dinophyceae, Suessiales, Symbiodiniaceae. The record is from the annotation of a GenBank genome assembly.
AUGACGAGGGUCCUUCGCCAAUCAGCUGAUCUGCUGAUCGAGUUUGCUGCGCCGCUGGAGCCGCUGGAGCAUUGGCUCCGACUCGCCGGCAACGCCACGGUUCGGGUCUCCUUCCCCUACGCCUCCCAGGCGGUUCCUUCACUGAAUCGCAUCAUCAAGACAGAGACACUGGCGGCACAGGAGGCCUUGGCGGACAGGACUUCUUGGACGUUACUUCGCCCAGGCUCGUGGCACAUGCGCUUCGUUGAUGCCGUGGCAUGGGCACAGCGGCAUCCUUCACAGGAGAUCUACAUGAACCAAGCGAUGGUGGCAGAUCUUGGUUCGGAGGCACUGAAUCAGCUGAAGCUCAACAUGACGAAAAGCAACGGCUUGACGUUGGUGAGUCCUUCACUGUGGAUGUCCUCUGGUGUUGUGACCACUGGUUACCACGUUGACGGCCCGGAGAAUCUCUUGGUCCAGCUGACUGGAACGAAGGAGAUCUCGCUUCUCAAGCCCAGCGAGGAGUCCAAACUUCAGUACCAGGAAGUGGUGGAUGCUGAGCCUCAUGUGGAUGACGUGUUUGCAGAUGGUCCUGCAGCCCUGGGGGACUUGAAACAUUUGGAACGCCGCAGCCGAGGCCAUUCUGUCCUGGAUGUGGCUGCGGCGCCAUCUGCCGUCCCAGAGGAUUUCCUGCAGAUGUACCAAAAGGCAGAGGGGAUGAGCUGCACCAUUCACCCCAGGGAUGUUUUGCAGCUCGACAGCAAUGAGAAGCAAUGA